Aethina tumida (small hive beetle) is the source of this 851-nucleotide messenger RNA. RefSeq names its product evolutionarily conserved signaling intermediate in Toll pathway, mitochondrial. Gene Ontology annotation, cellular component: mitochondrion. NCBI's taxonomy places the organism in Eukaryota, Metazoa, Arthropoda, Insecta, Coleoptera, Nitidulidae. The transcript is spliced from 2 exons. The coding region runs from base 15 to 845 and encodes 276 amino acids. The record is from RefSeq and is a predicted model, not a curated record.
GAUUUUUUUGUUCAAUGAAUCCUUUUAAUCAAAUCAAGGACAAAAAUCCCAGUAAUUAUUUGCAAAUUCUUGAGAAAUACAAAGAAACACCAAAAGUAAAUCACAUCAAAGUUAUCUAUCAGGCUCUUGAAGCUAUGGAAGAUUUUAAAGCAGAUAAACAGUUAAACUCUUAUAAAAGUCUCAUUAAUCUGAUGCCUAAAAAUAAAUAUGCAGCAGAAAAUGUUCUCCAGGCAGAACUAAUGCAUUUUCCCCGUCACCAACAGUGUGUAAUCGAUGUGCUGCAACAAAUGGAAGACAAUGGAAUUAUGCCAGACAAAGAGCUGGGAUCAAUUAUUGUUAAAAUUUUCGGUAAACAAAGUUACGCACUUUCAAAGUACUUGAGGAUGAUUUACUGGAUGUCUAAAGUGAAGGACGCCUCACCUUGGAAACUUCCAGAGGUUAUGCCUGAAAAUCAAGUAGAAUUGGCGAAAAUUGCACUGAAACGAAUCACUGAUGUUGAUGAAGAAACACAGCUGACUCAGCAUAACUUGGACGAAGGGUUUUGGAUUAUUUCUGCUCAAAGUCCACAGCAAAAACAACUUCUGAACAAGUUCAAAGGUGUCGUCAAUGUGGAUGGGCCGUUUAAGGUGCAUUUAAAGCUCAAUGUGGUUAAAUACUUUAUUUUAAAAGGGGAUAAUAACGAAAAAAGGAAAAAUUCAGUACACGAACAGGAGGAUGGAAUUAUUUUUGGUAUCUGCGUCACAAAUAACCCGUGUAGAAAAACAUUGCUGAAAUGGAUACAAUUAGUUGGAAAGCCUGAAGAUCACGUUACAAUUUUGGCAACUUUAAACAAUAAUAAAUCUUAACUUUCA